GUCUGACUCUCUUAUAGACCCAGCUUCAACUGGCCGCUGGAGGAACUGCAGUUUCUGGCUCUCUGAUGUGGUUUUAAGUUGAAGUCAACAAAAUGUUGAGGAAUCGUAAUAUUGCAGGAUUAAAAAUAAACUAAACUAUAAUACCUUAGAAUAAAUGGAAAAAUAGCUGGUUAGGCUGUUAAAGCCCAGGCUCUUGGAGAUAUUGUGGUGGCAUUUGCAAGUUAAGCCAAAGUCCUUAUAGCGUCCUUGUCUAUAGAGCUCCUGGAUCCCCAUCCUCAGUGUAUUUGACGGACAUCACACACUUGAGUUACCAUGGCGACAGAACCCCAUGCAUAAAAGAAAGUCAGCCUCAUCUCCCUUUGACAGACAGGACUGGAUUUCAGCCACUGCAGCAUCAGCAACACCAGCAGCAGCGACCGAUGCCUCUGAACUCCUCUGAUGGAAACCGGACCACCUCCGCCUUCACCUCCAAACUGACCCCAGCUGCUGACAUAUGCGUGGGACUGGCCAUCUUCUCCAUCGCUCUGCUCUCUGUAAUGGGGAAUGGGCUGGUGCUGGUGAUCUGUUACCUCAGGAGGAAGAAGAUGGUGGGCUCGGAGCUGCUGUGCGUCAACCUGGCUGUUGUCGACUUCCUCAGCUGCAUCUGCUUCUACCCGCUCGCCAUCUUGUCCUCCUUCCACCACGCCUGGCUGGGAGAAAACAUCACGUGCGUUUACUACGGCUUCGGCUGCUACAUCUUCGGCUUGUGCGGCAUGUUCACCAUCACUGCCAUCAGCAUCAUCCGCUACCUAAAGACCUGCUACAGCUUGGCUUACGCUGUGUGGCUGAAAGGAACCAACAUCCGCCUCUUGUGCUGUGCUAUCUGGCUGGUUGCUACAGUGUGGUCCAGCUUCCCUCUGUUCGGCUGGGGCGAGUACGUCCCCGAGCCUUACGGACUGUCCUGCACAAUCGCCUGGCGGGGUUAUCACACCUCCGCCAAGGAUGCCUUCUAUGUCAUCUGCUCCUUUGCCUGCUUCACGCUGGUUCCCGUCCUCCUCAUUGUGGUGUCGCAGUGCAGGAUCCUCUACAAGGUGUCCCGCUUCUCCUACUUGCUGUCUGCUAGGGGCAUCCGCAACAACCUGCGCCGCGCUGAGAAGCGGCUCUCCAUGAUGUUUUUCUGCAUCAGUUUGGGUUUUGUAAUUGCCUGGGCUCCCUACGCUGUCGUGUCCUUCCUUUUCAUUUUCCACAAGGAGCACCGGUACAUGGCUCCGGAGGGUUUCGUGUUUCCCGCCCUCUUCGCCAAAAGCUCCCACAUCUACAACCCAUUCAUCUACUUCUACUUCAACAAGACUUUCCAGCGGGAGCUCCACCGGCUGCUUCUCUCAACCUACCACAAGCUGGGAGGAAACCGAGUUGGGGUCCACGUUACCACAGCCCAUCAGGCCCCAAACCCCAUACAUAUUCAGCUCCAGGAACAAGGAUCCAGCCAAAAGAAUAAAUUGGGCUCGUCUCAGGAUGGAACUCAAAGCAAACAUAAACGCAAAGUACUGCAGAGCAGCAACAACCACAACAGGCUGGUGUACACCUGCUGGGGCUCCACAUCGAAGAAAGCCUCCACAUCGCCAAUAAUAAACCUGCCAGGGCCUCCAUGCCUAUCUCUAUAUAAACAAAUUAAUUAAUUAAUUAAACAACCAUUAGUCUAACCCACGUGGGCCAGGGUACCACGUAGUGUUGCAUUUGAGUUCACUGAGAUGAGCAGUUCACAUAUUUGGGCUAAUUCUGUGUUGCCAGCCGCAGCCUGCACCACUCUGUGUGUGUUGGGGAAGUUUUACAGUAAGAAACUUUUACCAAAUGUCAUCAUCUAUGUGGUCUUAACUGAUCGUAAAGAAAGCUGAAGAGGUAAAAACCACAUCAAAACUGUACAGAUAUUUUUGUUUUUUGCUAUUUUGUCUCGUUUCUUGACUCGUGUUGUUUGGAUGAGCAGCUCUUGAGAAAAGCUGCGACCAGUCUGCCCGUUCUGCACGACUACGUUUUGAACACACACUCACACACAAUCAGUGAAUGUAUCUUUGUCGCUGUCCUCUUUUUCAAACAAUAACUUGCCUGCAUGUGAUACGUUUGCAGGCUCUGUACUGCAUUUGCUGAACUUAUGCGUGAGACUGUGAGAACGUAUUUCGACCAGUGUGUGUCCAAAUACUUCGACUCAGAGA
This is a messenger RNA of Pundamilia nyererei, 2189 nucleotides long. It is a transcript of the gene opn8c, whose product is annotated as opsin 8, group member c. Gene Ontology annotation, cellular component: membrane. The transcript is spliced from 4 exons. Gene Ontology annotation, molecular function: G protein-coupled receptor activity. The record is from RefSeq and is a predicted model, not a curated record. The coding region runs from base 420 to 1658 and encodes 412 amino acids. Gene Ontology annotation, biological process: G protein-coupled receptor signaling pathway. NCBI's taxonomy places the organism in Eukaryota, Metazoa, Chordata, Actinopteri, Cichliformes, Cichlidae.